Beta vulgaris subsp. vulgaris (sugar beet) is the source of this 683-nucleotide messenger RNA. Its product is annotated as dihydroneopterin aldolase 2. Gene Ontology annotation, cellular component: cytoplasm. Gene Ontology annotation, molecular function: dihydroneopterin aldolase activity. Gene Ontology annotation, biological process: folic acid-containing compound metabolic process. Bases 168 to 560 code for a protein of 130 amino acids. The record is from RefSeq and is a predicted model, not a curated record. The transcript has 3 exons. NCBI's taxonomy places the organism in Eukaryota, Viridiplantae, Streptophyta, Magnoliopsida, Caryophyllales, Amaranthaceae.
AAAUAAAACAUAAAAAAUGAAAGCUUAGUGUUGGACUGUGAUUUGUGGGCUAACUAAAUCUCUAAUAAAAUCCCUAAAGCAGUAAAACUCAACUCAACUCAACUUAACUCUCUCCUCUUCUCCUCUCAACUCUCAAGUCUCACCCACCACAACCGCCGUGUGUGGAUAUGGAUGAUAUGAAAGGAGAUAAGCUAAUAUUAAGGGGACUGAAGUUUCAUGGUUAUCAUGGGGUGAAACCUGAAGAAAGAACACUUGGUCAGAAAUUUGUCAUUGAUGUUGAUGCUUGGAUGGAUCUUCGAAAGCCUGGCAUAUCAGAUCAAUUGUCUGACACUAUUAGUUAUACUGAAAUUUACCGAAUAGUGAAGGGGGUGGUGGAGGGAACUCCUCAAAACCUUUUAGAGUCUGUAGCUCAUCAAAUCGCGUCGAUUACCUUCAGUAAGUUUCCUCAAAUAUCUGCUGUUCGUGUGAAGGUUGGAAAGCCUCAUGUUGCAGUCCAAGGGCAGCUAGACUAUUUGGGAGUUGAGAUUUUUCGUUCAAAACCCGCUGAUGGACAAAGCUAGCUCACAUAGUUUGUCUAUGAAUAAUUUUCCCCUCCAAGUAGAGGUGUUUGUGUAAAACUUGUUUCCGGCGAACAGCCGAGUUUGGUUAUCGUCAACUGUUUUAAUGUAUUACUUUUCCAUAAA